AUGGAGGAUGAUUUGAGGUUAAAAUGUGGUUGGCCGUUCCCAAGAAAUCCUUCAAUUUUGUAUCGCAUAGGUUCCUAUGCCGUCAUGACAUUGGUUUUAUCUGGCUCCAAGCUUCUUUUUUCAUUCGGUUUGAAUCGUAUGACUGUUACUGACAAACAGAGAUUGCUGGAUGUACUCGGCAAUCGCUCAAGGCCUCUGAUCACUGUUGGAAAUCAUAGAACUACAAUGGAUGACCCGUUAAUUUGGUCGAUGUUUUCGUGGAAGGAGUUUUUCGCUAAUAUCUCUAGAUUUCGUUAUACAUUAGCGGCUCAUAAUAUAUGUUUUACCAAGGCUUUACAUACUCAUUUUUUUGCGUUAGGAAAAUGCGUUCCUAUCAUCCGAGGAGCAGGAGUACGACAAAAAGGAAUGGAAUUUUGCCUAGAAAAGCUGUCAAAAAACGCGUGGGUUCAUAUUUAUCCGGAAGGUAAAGUAACGCCUGAACCACUACGCAUCAAAUGGGGAGUUGCCAGAUUGGUAAUUAUGGAUUGUCCUAAACCACCAUUAGUACUGCCUAUCUGGGUUCAGCGUAUGGCUGACGUAUGGCCACCUUUUCCACCAUAUUAUCCACGUUUUAGAAAGCAAGUAACCGUCACUGUUGGGGAAGUUAUAGAUAUGAAAAAACAUUUGCCAUUGCUAAAUGGUAGUUCUGAGCUGGAGAGUCGUAAAGCCAUAGCAGAUUUUAUUCAGCAAAAGUUGUACGAUCUUGGCGAAAUUGUUCGCAAAGGGCAGAAUAAGUGA
Messenger RNA from Enterobius vermicularis (human pinworm), 777 nucleotides. NCBI's taxonomy places the organism in Eukaryota, Metazoa, Nematoda, Chromadorea, Rhabditida, Oxyuridae. The record is from the annotation of a GenBank genome assembly.